CACUUGGGAAAGACACGCGACUCAGAUUGCAAUAAGUAGAGGAAGGCGCACUGCACAGACCAAGCACAGGGGGAUGUCACGUCCGGAUUAUCAUCCUGGAUGCCAUGGCUGACAUACAAAUGUUCCAUUAACAUCUCUAAAGUCGCUGCUUAAGCUUUGACAUCUUCCAUAUGAGCGCGAUGUAACCCGAAGGAACUCGUGGCACCGUUUUUAUGCCGCGCUGAUGUGAGACACCGGUGCGUCUUUUAGGCUGUCCACAUUCAGGCGCCGAGUGGAGAGGAUGCGCGCAACAUGGACUUGAACGAGUUUAACGGCACGGAGGAGCGCAACGCGACUGAAGCUGCAGCAUGGCCACACACGGAGGCCGCGGCGGCCUUCAUCAUCCUCGUAGCGUCGCUUCUCAUCCUGGUUACCAUCGUCGGGAACGCACUGGUCAUCGUAGCCGUGCUGACGAGCCAUGCGUUGCGCGCGCCCCAGAACCUCUUUCUGGUGUCCCUGGCCUCGGCGGACAUCCUGGUGGCGGCUCUUGUCAUUCCGUUCUCGCUCGCCAACGAGGUGAUGGGGUACUGGCGCUUCGGCAGCGUGUGGUGCGCGCUCUACCUGGCGCUGGACGUGCUCUUUUGCACGUCCUCCAUCGUGCACCUGUGCGCAAUCAGCCUGGACCGCUACUGGUCGGUAACUGAGGCGGUGAGCUACAACGCGAAGCGCACGCCGGCGCGCGUUAAAUCCACGAUCGCGGUGGUGUGGGCAAUCUCCGCGGUCAUCUCCUUUCCGCCGCUGGUCAUGACCGAGCACAACGAACGGGAAUGCCUCAUCAACGAAGAGCCGUGGUACAUCCUGUCUUCAGCGAUCGUCUCCUUCUUUGCGCCGGCGCUCAUCAUGAUCGCUGUCUACCGCAAGAUCUACCGCGUGGCCAAGCAGCGCGCGUCGACCGUCUUCGCAGCCAAAAACGGUGUUCCCCGGCCGCGCGCCUCGCCUUCCGAGACGUGUCUGGCGCGCGACGCCAAACCCGAAGCGGAGAGCCCGAGCAGCCUGAGCUCCGGGAGCAACCGGCAACAGCUGGAACGGAGACGAAACGAGGACGACGAUGACGACGAAGAGGAGCUCGACGACAUCGAUCUGGAGGAGAGUUGCGCGUGGGACGGGCAGCCCCAAAAAGGCGGCAGUGCGCGUUUUGCCAAGCGCAGGAAAGCGGAAAGCAGGACGGAGCGGACCUGCUGCCGCGCCACUCCAUGGGCCUCCAAACAGCCACGCGCCGUCCCGCGCGUCGCGAGACCGCUGACUGUCGCCAGGCAAAGCGCGCGGAAAACCAGAGCGGCGCAGAUGCGCGAGCGGCGAUUCACCUUCGUCCUCGCAGUGGUGAUGGGAGUGUUCGUGCUGUGCUGGUUCCCGUUUUUCUUCACCUACAGCCUGCGGGCGGUGUGUGGGGAACGGUGCCACGCGCCAGAGGGCCUUUUCAAGCUCUUCUUUUGGAUCGGUUACUGUAACAGCUCCGUUAAUCCCAUCAUUUAUACAAUUUUUAACCGGGACUUCCGGAAGGCGUUUAAAAAAAUCUUGUGCGCGUCUGCAACUCAGCGCGUUUGACUCGGAGUUUUGUUGAAAACUUUGGCCUUUGGACUUCAUGGACGAGUUUAUUAAAAAGCUGUGUUGCCAGAUUGCAUAAGUCCUUCUGUCUACGCCACAGUUUAAAAAUUAAUUAGACCAAAAUAUGAUAUUGCCUAAUGAAUGCCAAACAUUCCUGAAAUGAAAUCAUGUUUUAAAAGAUCAGCGGUACUCUCUGUAGAGCAUAAUAGUAAUAAUAAUAAUAAUAAUAGCCCGAAUUGUAUUCUCUCCCUUUGCUUUGUGGGGUUCCUUUAAAUACUCUGGUUUCACAGUCCAAACACAUGCACUGUAAGUUAAUUGGUAUUUUCAAAUCAGGUGUAUAAGUGGUUCUGCUCUUUUGUGCCCGGGGAUGGGUUGGCACCCCACCUAGGUUAUCCCCACCUUGUGCCCUAACCUCCCUAGGAUAUAGGUUCUUUGAUGGAUGAAUGAGGAUGUUCAUUAUAUUUGUACAUAGUCACAUUGAAAUGUUUAUAAUGUAAAAAAAAGUUUAAAUGAUUAAAAUAAGCUAUAAAUGUGUCAUAAACGUUCUUUUUUCGGUCUAUGUCUUAAAGGCUUAAAGUUGUUCUGUCUAUGACUCAACAAAAUGUUCAGCUGUCUGCAGAAUAUUAAUACAAAACAUGAACCUUUCCA
This is a messenger RNA of Clarias gariepinus (North African catfish), 2232 nucleotides long. Its product is annotated as alpha-2Da adrenergic receptor-like. Lineage: Eukaryota; Metazoa; Chordata; Actinopteri; Siluriformes; Clariidae. Gene Ontology annotation, cellular component: membrane. Gene Ontology annotation, biological process: adenylate cyclase-activating adrenergic receptor signaling pathway; platelet activation; regulation of vasoconstriction. The coding region runs from base 292 to 1584 and encodes 430 amino acids. The transcript has a single exon. The record is from RefSeq and is a predicted model, not a curated record. Gene Ontology annotation, molecular function: alpha2-adrenergic receptor activity.